AUGAGGGUAAAGAGACAGUGUAGCUUAGCGCGGAGAAAAAAGAUACAACUUUCAGUGUCAAAACUACGUUGUGAUACGUCGUUUAAAGAUGUUGAGAGAAAUAAAAACAAGCUGAACAUGAGAGUAACACGUUCUUUAGAAAGUUAUCUUAGCACAGAAAGAAAGAGGAACAACGACUCAAAGAAACUAGCUAGGACACAAGAGCUUUAUCGCACUGCAGAGAAGAAGAGGAACAACGACUCAAUGAAACUAGCUAGGACACAAGAGCCUUAUCGCACUGCAGAGAAGAAGAGGAACAACGACUCAAUGAAACUAGCUAGGACACAAGAGCCUUAUCGCACUGCAGAGAAGAAGAGGAACAACGACUCAAUGAAACUAGCUAGGACAAAAGAGCCUUAUCGCACUGCAGAGAAGAAGAAGAACAACGACUCAAAGAAACUAGCUAGGACAAAAGAGCCUUAUCGCACUGCAGAGAAGAAGAAGAACAACGACUCAAUGAAACUAGCUAGGACAAAAGAGCCUUAUUGCACUGCAGAGAAGAAGAGGAACAACGACUCAAUGAAACUAGCUAGGACAAAAGAGCCUUAUCGCACUGCAGAGAAGAAGAGGAACAACGACUCAAUGAAACUAGCUAGGACACAAGAGCCUUAUCGCACUGCAGAGAAGAAGAGGAACAACGACUCAAAGAAACUAGCUAGGACAAAACAAGCAUAUCGCACCGUAGAGAAGAACAGGAAUAAAAACGCAAUGAAAAUAUUAAGAACUAAAGAGGCAUAUCGUUUAGCUGAGAAAAAGAAAGACCUUCAGUCUAAGACAAGUCUCAGGAAAAAUAAUGUUUAUCGUAUAGCUGAACGAGAGAAGAGCAAUGGUGCGAUACAGUUGAGAAGAGCCCAGCAUGAUUAUCGUGAAAGUGAACGGCUAAGGGACAGAGAACGGAAAGAAAAACGAAGACAUGAUUAUUUCUUUCGCGCUAGAGAAAAUUAUAUCUCCUCUUUAAGAGCGAUUGAUUCAGUCUGUAGUAAAAAUAAACUACAAUUCAUUAAAGACCGAUGUUCAAAGCCAGAUAAGGUUUGUUGUUCUUGUGAGGGACUAUUUUUCAAUCAUUCUGUUCUGAAACAUCAUGACACUUUCCCUACAAAAUUUAGCUAUGAAGAAUGCAGUGCUAAAAUAUUUAAUUAUCCUUCAGAAUACAUAUGCCGUACUUGUUACAAUCACUCAAGGAAAGGAAAAAUUCCGAAAAUGGCAACAAGUAAUGGCCUGAAGUUUGUAGAUAUACCAGAGUGUAUAAAAAGGUUAACAGUGCUGGAGGAGCGGAUGGUUUCCCCAUACAUCAACUUUAUGCAACUCCGACCGCUGAAAGCAUAUGCUAUAAAUCCACAAAUAGGCAUGAAAGGAAGUGUAGUCAAUAUCCCGAUAGAAAUCGACGACAUGGUUCAAGUGCUACCGCGUGCUUUUGAUAAUUUAGCCACGGUACAGAUUAAGUUAAAACGUCAUAUGCUGCACAAAUCGCACUAUUUGUUUGAAACUGUUCGACCAGCAGUAAUUUGUGAUGUUUUGGAUCAGUUGGUGAAGACGCCGUUAUAUCGUGCCAACAGUAUUUCUAUCGACAGAACGUACUUCGAACGAUAUGCCGAUUGUGGUAUUCAAACUGCCAUUGAUUUUGUACUUGACGAUAAAGACAAGGACUGCGUUCAAGCAAGCCAAAUAUCAGAUAGCGGAAGUGCUAAGAAAAUACGUACGGAAAAUGUUGAUUUUCACGAAGACAGCGACGACGGAAACUCUAAUGAUGAAGUGGACGAAGAAGUCAUGAUAGUAGAUCGAAAUAAAGAAAUGGUCGACAACGUGCAGGUGUUCGCUCCAGGUCAAGGCAAGCUACCGGUUCCUUGGCAUGCAGUAAAUGACAUAGAUGAAUUGUGUUUCCCCAAGAUAUAUUUCGGUCACAAAUUUUACACACCUAAGAAAUUUUCCUACAAUGACAGGGUUAAAUUCGAAAUUCGCCAUAGAGACAGACGAGCCUGCAUCCCAGCAAGACUGCUGUUCAUGGCAAAGAAAAAAUUAGAAAUGACUGCUCUGGCAAGUGUUAAUAUGUGUUUAAGGAAAACAAAGGUGACGCAUGGAAUGAACGUUAAAAAUGCGCUUGAUAAAAAUUAUCUCGAUAAUCUAAUGAAAUUAGAUGAAGGAUACAAAAUCCUUAAACAAGUAAGAUCAUCUCCAUCAUACUGGGAAACUAGGAAAAAAGAGUUGAUGGCAACAGUUAGACAACUUGGCAAGCCAACAUUCUUUUUAACAAUAUCUGCAGGAGAAACAAGGUGGCCGGAAUUGAUUAAGUCUCUAUCCGCGCUACAGGGAUCACAUUCAACAUUGGAAGAAGCAACAGCCCUCAAUGACUACCAGAAGACUGAUCUUAUUAAAAACGACCCAGUUACGUGCGCGCGGUAUUUUAACUAUAAGAUGUCUAAACUAAUGUCGUUGCUAAAAGAAGGAUCCAUUUUUGAAAAAAACACCGUCGAAGAUUUCUAUGAAAGAAUCGAAUUUCAAGUGAGAGGAUCUCCACACGAACACAUCUUCUUGUGGCUUACAGGUACCCCAGUGUUUGAUUCAAAGAAUGUUGAUUCCAUUAAGGAAUGUGUAGGAUUUAUUGACAAGUUUAUCACCUGCGAGUAUAAAGAAGACGAUCCGUUUGUGCAGCUUCAGAUGCACAAGCACUCUCAUACAUGCUACAAAGGAAAAAGGAAUAAAAGCAAGUGUCGAUUUAACUUCCCCAUGCCCGCUAUGCCGAAGACAAUGAUACUGGAGCCAUUAGCCGAGGAUGAAAUUGAUGACUCAUUCAAAGAACGAUUGACAGCACUUCGAAAGCUAAUGGUAUAUUAUUCGAAGAGCAGAGAUGACAUACCAUUUGAAGAGAUUCUUAAGACUUUGAAUAUGUCUGAAGAGAUGUACAUUUCUGUUCUCAGGAGCUCACUUAAAAGGCCGCAAGUGUAUCUACGAAGAAAGAGCACAGAAGUUAAUAUCAAUGGGUACAACCCAGAUAUCCUGCAUCUUUUCGAGUCCAAUAUGGACCUACAAUUUGUUUUAGAAGAAUAUGGUCUUGCUUCCUAUAUUGUAAAAUAUGUGAGUAAAAUUGAUAGUGGGCUAUCAAAAAUAUUACGUGAUGCAGCGUCGGAUGCCAACAAAGGAAAUAAGAGCGUAAAGGAGAAAUUUAGAAAGAUCGCAAACGUUUUCCUGAAUAGCAACCUGAUGUCCGCCCAAGAAGCAGCAUAUCAUGCCUUGUCAAUGCCUUUGUCAAAAUGUAGCCGCAAAACUGUAUACAUAAACACCAGUCCUAGGCUGGAAAGAGCCAGGAUGUUAAAAACAAACGCACAACUUCAAAGUUUAAAUGAAGACUCAACAGAAGUCUAUAUGAAAGACUUAUUUCAAAAAUAUAGUGAACGACCGCAACAGUUAGAAGACGUUUGCCUGGCAACAUUUACAUCUGAGUAUGUACCGAUUAGGAGGGAAGCAGAAUUUGAUGAAGAUAAAAUUUAUUUUGAGGAAUCAAAAGAGUACAGGCGUAAGAAAAAACCAGCCGUGAUAAGGUACAGACGGUACAAACUUCAGCAGGACAAAUCAAAUUACUUCCGAGAGCAAUUACUGCUAUUUCUGCCUUGGCGUAAUGAGUUAAAAGAUAUAGAACAAGUCAAUUGUGAGCAGCUGUACAGAGACAGUGUGGUAAAGAUAGAGGAUAAUAGGAAAAAAUUUUCAGCAAUUGCAGAUGAAAUUUUAGAUGAUGCUUUGGAAAAUGCCAAACAACAGGUUGCAGAUAUAGAGGAAGAGGAAGCCUACGAAUUUAUAAAAGAAAAACUUUCACCAGAACAUAAUGUGGACAUUCUGCAGCAAGGAGGACAGGAAACCCCAGUUAAUAAGAAUCAAAAUCGAUACAGUGUUCCGAAUAGAGUGCCACAUGAAGACAUAUGUUGCUUGUUUUCCCGUCUGAACGAGGGACAGAAAGACUUCGUCUUCCACAUCCUCAAUUCCUUCAAAUUGAGAAAAACUCCCUUCUAUAUCUUCCUGAGUGGAUCGGCAGGGGUUGGAAAAAGUACAGUCAUUAGGUGCCUUUAUCAAUCCAUAACAAAAUAUUUUGAUUCACAGCCAGGUGCUUCGGGAGACUCCAUCUAUGUUCUAUUGUGUGCACCAUCUGGGAAAGCUGCAUUCCUCAUUGAAGGUGUUACCCUGCAUACUGCUUUCGCAUUACCCAUAUCUCAAUUUGGUGGUUCAAUGCCUCAGUUAUCGUCAGAAGUUGCCAAUACAAUUAGGGAAAAAUUAUUCAACAUUAAACUACUGAUCAUCGAUGAAAUUUCUAUGGUCGGAAGCACACUUUUCAGUCGAGUUGACUCUCGUUUGCGCCAAAUAAUGGGAGACAACAAACCCUUUGGAGGGAUAUCAGUUUUACUUGUCGGAGAUUUGAACCAGCUACCACCAGUUAUGGAUUCCCUAAUUUAUAAGGUGGACAAAAGCAACGAAUUUUGGGAAUUAAUGGAUCGAAAUCCCCUUUGGGAUCUAUUCACCUUCUACGAAUUGAAACAAAUAAUGCGCCAAAAGAAUGAAAUUGAGUUUAUUGAAGCGCUGAAUGCAUUAGCGAGUGGACACAUGGUGCAAAAACAUGUUGAACUGUUCAAGUCUAGGCAAGUGUCGCCGUCAGCAGUACCAAACAGCGCAAUCAGAUUGUACGGUGAAAAUAAAUGUGUCGAUAUUUAUAACCAGGAAAGAAUUAAAAGUCACCCGGGACCACAUUACAUUUCCACUGCUAAAGAUUCCAUUUUAGGAAAACUCUCAGAGGCAUCAAAGGAAAGUAUACUGCAGGGACUAAAGAAAAAAAAAUUAAGUGAAGUAAAUGGCCUACCACACAGCAUCAUUAUAAAACUAGGAAUAAAAUAUGCUAUAACAACGAACAUUGACGUAGAAGAUGGUCUCGUUAACGGAGCGUGCGGAGUCCUAAGGCUGAUAACAUUCGAUAAUGACGACAGCCAAGUACCAAAAAUACUCUGGUUAGAUUUCUCCACACACAACGUUGGUAAUAAGGCAAAGAUGGCUCACAAACGGCUCAUAGAUGACAAUAACCUUGACUCACAUUUAGUGCCCAUAAGGAAGGUUUGUGUUCCGCUGAAUAUUUCAAAUAAACUUCAGUACCCGACAUUAAGAACUCAAUUCCCCAUGGUACCCGCAGAAGCAAUUACCAUUCACAAAAGCCAAGGACAGACAUAUGAACAGGUGGCGUUAGAUUUCAACGAAAUAAAAAGGAUAACAAGGCCUUUGCUGUAUGUAGCUUUAAGCAGAGUUUCAAGCAUCACAGGAUUGUACAUUGUUGGAGACUUUAGGAUCCCAAAACAAUCGACGCAUGAGGACCCAAGCCUGCAAGAGCUCUACAGACUAAGGACAGCUAAGUCUUUAAAUUUGCCACUCCGUAUAUUUAAAGACUCAACAGGAUUCAAAGUAGCAUAUCAGAAUGUGUGCUCUUUAACGAAUAAAUUACAAUACAUUAAAGGGGACAAUUGGUAUUUUCAAAGCGACUUACUGAUAUUUUCCGAAACGUUGGCAUCUGAAACCGAAGAAUUUGUCCUUGAUAACUAUAAAGUGUUAUUUCGGAGUGAUCCACACUGUGGUACUAGAGGUAUCAUUUGUUUCGCGAAACACAGUCUUAGUGGUGUAAGUGAUGUCAUACAUGACAGAAUUGAAACUGGCACAAACUAUCAUGUAGAAUUAUAUGCGGUUACUAUCUGUAGAAUGACCAUCAUUACUGGAUACAAGUCACCUAGCACGCCAGUCAGUGUGUUUCGAACAACUUUCCAUACGUUAUUGAGUAAGGUCAAAUUUGUUGAAGAAAUUGUUGUGAUUGGAGAUCUGAACUUCAACAUCUUAAACAAUGCCAGUAGUGACUUGCAUGACUUUUUCAAGCAGUAUAAACUUACAUCUGCUUUACCAUUGGAAAUCCCAACCACCGAUUUGAAUACACAAAUAGACGUCAUAUUUUCAACAACUUCAGUCCUUGCUGGAGUGUAUGAAACGUACUUCUCUUACCAUAAGCCUGUAUGUUUUAUAUUCAAUGACAAUAAAAUUUCUUACCAAAAGAAAAUACCAGACUCUAUCACCACGAUCGCUCCUCCAAAAACAGUAAGGCGAAUUGAAGAUGAACUAAGACCACCAUUCAACAUACCUUCUGAAAAAUACGUUAUUAACACCUGCAAGGACCUUAAAUCAAACGAAAUGUGUACACUAUCAGAUUCUAAACUAAACGUAUUUCUGUCGGCAAACAGUUCUCAAGCUCCAACAUGCGUAUCGAACUUUCAAGGUUUGUUUAUUCAGGUACAAACUAUUCUCAACUAUUUUGAUAGAAAGAGAGGUAGCACAUCUGAGACUGAUCUCCAUAGUGCUAGUGCUGAUAUUAAAAAUGAAACAUUGCAAAACCUCUUGAGUGUAAUAAGUCCUUGCAAGGUACAAAUCCAACAUGAAAUUAUUCGCCUAAGAACUCACGCUAGAGCAGAAUAUGACCCAUCACUGGCAGCAGAUGAAGUUAAGGGAUACUACAGGAAAGGAAUAUGCCACGGAUUUUUAUCUCAUUUCUUCGUAUGCGAAACACGAGCCGACGGUAACUGUUUCUAUAACGCGUUGUCUCUCUGCAUGGUUCAAUCAGAAGCACAGGCACAGAACAUUCGCUUGCUCAUAGCAUCAUACCUGCUGCUUAAUGCGACAGUACAUGAAAAGCUUAUCCAGAUGACUCACGGAGAAUUCUCUCAUAGGUUGGAUCAUCUAUAUGUUUGCUUCAAAAACUACAUCUGGGCCGGCGACGUCCAAGCGUAUGCUGCUGCCUUAGUUUUUGACCGAUCUAUUAUUAUGAUAGGUGGUCUUGACCAACAGUUCCACCAAUUCUCUGAAAUACAGCACUUAUCUUCUAAAGAGUUAUUACAGUGGCUCUCUCAAGCCACCUGGAGAAGUUCAGAAGUGGUGGAAACUGAUUCAUCAAAAAGAAACGGGCGAGAGCCCAUAUUCAUACUUCACCAGGUGAAUCAUUUCAUGGCCAUGCUACCACGAACUGACUCAGUCGCAGACCUUCAGUUCCUUCCCCCAGCGGUUGUGAAUCUUAACAACAUUUCCAUUGAAAAAUAUAAGAUAUGUGGAGUUGAUUAUGAAUUUUCUCCUCCAUAA
Molecule: messenger RNA, 7179 nt
Organism: Physella acuta
Lineage: Eukaryota; Metazoa; Mollusca; Gastropoda; Physidae
Biological process (GO): telomere maintenance; DNA repair
Molecular function (GO): DNA helicase activity
Source: RefSeq, a predicted model, not a curated record